Daucus carota subsp. sativus is the source of this 895-nucleotide messenger RNA. Its product is annotated as putative calcium-binding protein CML19. Gene Ontology annotation, molecular function: calcium ion binding. The record is from RefSeq and is a predicted model, not a curated record. The coding region runs from base 117 to 749 and encodes 210 amino acids. The transcript has a single exon. NCBI's taxonomy places the organism in Eukaryota, Viridiplantae, Streptophyta, Magnoliopsida, Apiales, Apiaceae.
CACACCAACCCUAUAUAUACUUAAACUCCCGCCAUCUAUUCUUAACACAUCCAACACAAAUCUAUUUUGUCUAUUUUUCAAAGUUCGAUAUAAUUGUACCGGAAAGAUUUAUAUUCAUGUCGUCGAAUACAAUUUCUUCACCAACGUCUUCAUCACCGUCUUCUCCUAAGAGUAAGUUAGCGAAACAGUCGUCUACUUCGGCUUUUAAACGAUUAUGUCAAAAAUUGUCGCCGAGACAAUCGCCAAGAAACAGCAGUGCCUCGUCAUCAUCGAUUAAAUCAUCGGCGAGUCCCGAUCGUGUGAUUAAUAGUUCCACGUCAUCGAAAUUAUAUGAUGAGGAGCUGGUCCAACGUGUGUUUAAUUACUUUGACGAGGACGAGGAUGGGAAGAUAACGGCGGCGGAGCUGCGGACAUGCAUGACGGCGGUGGGUGGCCGAGAGAUGAGUCAGGCGGAGGCGGAGCUGGCGGUGGAGUCGGCGGAUACGGACGGCGAUGGGAUGCUAGGGUUGGAGGACUUCUCGAAGCUUCUGGAAGGGAGUUGUGGGACGGAGGAGGAGGAGUUGAGGGAGGCGUUUGGGUUGUACGCGGCGGAGGGGACGAGUAGCAUUACGGCGAAGAGUUUGAAGAGGAUGCUGAGUCGACUCGGGCAGUCUACUUCGGUGGACAACUGCAAGGCUAUGAUUCGUAAGUUUGACCUUAAUGGUGAUGGAGUUCUCAACUUUGACGAGUUUAGGGUUAUGAUGCAUUGAACGUCGUGGUCGAGACUUCAUCUUGGCCGUCUAAUUUGAGCUCUGACUCUCAUCCAACGGCCUACAUUACAGGCUAUCGAUUUUUUCAUUCAUUCGUUGGUUGUAAAUACAUUACAAUAUAUUUAACUCGAUUGUUUUUACCAGAA